AUGUCCCGCCCCACGUCCCCCUCUGUCUCCCGCCCCCUCGUUCUCUCCACCCUCGAUGAACUCGCUGCCCCGCCUCGCCCCCGCACCGCUUCCCUACCCGCCACCGCUGACCCCUUUACGGCCCAUCCGACUGGCUCUGGCUCCUUCGUCACCUACGAACCAGACAACGCAAGCAUGGGCUCUGCCUCGCCACCCCCUGCGUCUGUGCCCCUUGCAAUGCUCCCUAGGCGGGCCCGCGGAAGCUUGCUCAUGGCGUCUGGUCUCUCCUUCGUCCGGGCGAAGCACAAGGGCAAGAAACCGCCGACACCUGUCCAGCCAUCUCCCUUCGUGUUCUCCGAGGUCAUCGAGAUUUCCGCGCCGCGCAAGGACGACGACGACGAAGAGCGGGACCGUCUGCGCGACGCCGCCGCACAGUCUAUCGGCCUCGACCCCGUCCUGCUCGCAGAUGAGCGCUCCCUCUCCGAACCGGACGUUCCAGAGGACACGCGUGCAGGCUCCUCGACGCCCACUCCCGCUCCGUCCGCCGAGCUUCCUGGCUUCCCGUCGACGCGCUCUGCUUUGGAAUCGUUUGUACAGCUCCAGGCGCGAAUGGCAAAACACUACCCGCCACCAUCAUUCCUCAAGCUUACCCUCGCACGCCAGUGGAAGUAUCGUGUGCUCGUGCUGACGAGCGCCGCACAGGGUAGCGCAUGUUUGCACGUAUUCAAGACAGGUGUAUCUGACGAACGCGAGCUGGAACGCCUCCCCGUAGGCGUGGACACCGUUGUGUUCGUCGCUGACGAGGAUGUCGGCGGUCGGCGUGGUGUGGUACGUGUCGGCCGCCCCGACGGCGCGGGUAUGGAUAUGGCAUUACACAUGGCAGACUCUGCGCAAGCCCAGGAAUGGAUUGCCGUUAUCAAGCAGGCCGUGCUCAGCCAACGUUCUUUCCGCGCGGGCCUUGGUCUGAUGGCGCACAGCCCCGGCGGGGUCGAACCACGCGGGGAUAUGGACGUGAUGUUGAGCAUGCGCGCGCAAGGCAUGCUCUCGUCCCCGACGUCGUCGACUUUCAGCCCGGAGAUUGCGAGCGCGCCCGUGAGCCAGCGCUCAACAAGUGCAGCAGGCACGCGCUCGCCCUCGGGCGCCGUCUCUGCACUGCGCGGUCUGUUCUCAAGCCCUGGCAGCCGCCCUCGGUCCCCGUCGAUGGCGAGCACACGCGUUGACAGCGAAGACUCGGGCAGUCAGCAUGAAGAUUCAUUCGGCCGCGUGGGCACGAGCCUGCUUGGCAUGCUCAGAUCGCAGAGCGUCGCGAGCGAGCGCCCGAUAUCGCCUGUGAGCUCGAUGAGCGCGGGUAUGGUCCCUGCGUCAGUGCCUGCGACUCCGCGCCAGACAGAGAUCCCGCUCGUACAGCCACAUCCGCACUUGGACCGCAAGAUUCUACAAGACAAGGAUCUGGAUCUGAUCGAGUUCAGACCAGCCAGCGGCGGAACGGACGUGAGCGCGCUGCUCCGUGGACGCUCCCCGCUCUCAAUGGCGACGCUGCGUGCUACGCCUGCCCCUGCGACGACACCCCCGCCCCUCCAGCCACCGCCAAGACGACGCGGGUACACCAUCGGGAGCACCCCCAUGGGCGCGCGGCCCCGACCUGACACGAUCGCGGGGACCGCAUAUACGCACGCGAACGGAAGCACCGCGGAGAGCUUCGGACUGCGUGCCGCGGGCAUGAGCAUGCUGUUCGCUUCGCAUCCACCGCCUGCUCCGAGCUCACGUCCGGGCAGCUCCGGCGGUCAAGCGGAGGGCAAGCCACGAACGUCCCUGUCAUCAGUCUCAUCAUAUGCGUCGUACGCGUCGAAUGAGCGGCAUGCGUCGUCCGAGGCGGGACACUCUAACGGACAUGUGAACGGGAACGCCAACGGUUCUAUCAAUGCGAAACGCUGGUCCCGGCAGAGCAUACUACCGCACCGGCUGACGCCUCCAGAGGGUGCCCUACCCGCGCCGCCUGCACCUCCCUCUACGCAUGGUUCGCCAAGGUCAAUCUCAUCGCUCCCUCGCCAUCCAUACGCUGCGGAGUCAUCAUCGCAGAGCGUCAGCAACGACAGCCCCCAGAGCUUCGUCUUCAACCUUCGCGAAUCGUCACGGCGUGAUACGUCUCCGUUGAGCAGCGCCAGCCCCCAGAGCUUCGUGCUCAACCUGCGCGAUUUCUCGCGGCGCGCGUCGAGCUCGUCCGCACGGAGCUUUAGCAGCGUGAGCACGUCCCACUCGCGCGCCACGACAAGUAAUGGCGGAAGCUUCCUGGGGCAUCGCCCGCGCUCGUCCCACCGCGCGUCGAUGCCUCCGCCCCAGCGGCCCGCACCGCUCACAGCUCUGCCACCCACGCCUGCGUCCACCGAGUCUGACUCGCCGCCGAAGUCGCCGAGCUCUGCGCCAUCUCACAAGACUUCGUUCCGCGAGUCGCUCGCCCUACGCCGUUUGUCAUUGUCCCCGCCCAGCGUCCCGCCCUCGUCCAGCCUGCCUCCGUGCCCCGACGAGCCGACGUACCGUGGCCACGGUCACCGUAGGAGCCUGAGUAACGCGAGUCCGCUGACGCCCAUCCCUGCGUCUCCGGGAGCGAGCAUCUCAGGCUCUGGCCCUGCUCCCCCGUUCCCACCACCUAACGCCUCCUUGCCCCCAACGCCGGAAGCACAUUCAACUUCUUUCACCUCCGCACAACAUCCCAAUGCUACACCUACGCCCCAGCCGAAUCCGCAACCGCAGUCCCGCGCAGCCGCCUUCAAGCAGCGCAUACGCAUGCUCAGCGCGCCCUCCCAGGUUGCCCCGCUCCCUCUCAACCUCCCGCCGCCGUCGCCGACCCCAUCCACUGUCAACCCCUACUCCGUUCCGAGCACACCCAUCGGCGAGCCGAUCGCGCAACCCUCCCUUCAAAAUGACCCCAGCUUUGUCUCCUCCGCGUCGAUGCCCCCAAUGCCCCAUCUGCCUCUGGGCAGCGCAUUCUCGCCGCACACCUUUGCGGCGGACGACCACGAGCACGGCGUGACGUCGCUCUCGCCCCCGCCGCGGCGCGGGUCGCGGAGGAUAUCGCGGUUUCCGGAUAACGGGAGCGACGACUCGUCAGAGAAGGACAAACCGAGACCCUCGACGGCCGACGCCGCGGGCGACGCUGGCCAUCGACACGGCUCCCUAUCGCUUUCGUCGCGAACGUCAGCUGUUUCUUUAAUCAACUUGCACUCUACGUAG
This is a messenger RNA of Fomitopsis serialis, 3210 nucleotides long. RefSeq lists its product as uncharacterized. Lineage: Eukaryota; Fungi; Basidiomycota; Agaricomycetes; Polyporales; Fomitopsidaceae. The transcript is spliced from 2 exons. The coding region runs from base 1 to 3210 and encodes 1069 amino acids. The record is from RefSeq and is a predicted model, not a curated record.